AAACUUUUCACCUCCCCAAGGCGCGAGAAUCUUGGAAACAGCCACCAGGGUGGGCGGGGUAAGAGCUGGUGCUCUACCAAUCAUCGAGCCAGCCCCUGGAAGCGCUGAGCCGUGGCCAAUCGGAACGCAGCGGCUUCCGUCUAGCCUGGCGCGCGAUAAUUUGAAGACGCUCACAGAGCGGCUGGCUCAGCGGACGAGAGCUCGCCCAUCUCUGAGGCGUGGGAAUUCAAUAAAGAAGAUGGCAGCUCUGACUCCAAGGAAGAGGAAGCAGGAUUUUUUGAACCGUGACAGUGAUAAAAAUGAAGAAAACCUGCAUUCCUCUCAACAAGGGCAUUUUGUUUUAAGUGCACUCAAAACAUCUGAAAUAAAUAGACGGCCAUCAGCAAAUCAAGGCUCACCAUUUAAAUCUGCUGUGUCCACUGUAUCUUUUUACAACCAAAAUAAGUGGUACCUCAAUCCAUUGGAGAGGAAGCUGAUAAAACAGAGUAGAUCUACUUACCUAAAAAAUAAUGUUGAAGAUAAAUCUUUUCCCAUCGUGACAGAAAAAAUGCAGGGAAAACCAGUCUGCCCCAAGAAGAACAACAAAAAGCCACAGAAGAGUUUAACUGCUAAGUAUCAACCAAGGUAUAGACACAUCAAGCCUGUAUCAAGGAAUCCUAAAAAUUCCAAGCAAAAUCGAGUAGUCUGUAAGCCAGUUGUGGAGAAAGAGAAUAAUUGUUAUUCAGCUGAAAAUAAUCCCAAUGCUCCUAGGGUUCUAAGCCAAAAAAUAAAACCACAAGUUACACUCCAGGGUGGAGCAGCAUUUUUUGUUAGUAGAAAAAAAUCCUCUCUUAGAAAAUGGUACAUGGAAAAUGAGCCAUCACUGGGACUCACCCAAAAGAAUAAAUCAGAAUUGAUUGAAGAUUGUGAUGUAGAGACUGUCAGUGAAAAAAAAACACUUGAGACAAGGAAAGUGCCAAAGUGCUUGUUCCUAGAAGAGAAAUUGAACAUUGAGCUACUGAAUGCAAGCAGUAAAAAUCAAGAGAAAUUAAUAAAGGACUCAUCAGGUGACAGUGUUUCUUCAAAGGAAUAUGAAGUUGAUAAAAAGUCUUUUCCUUCAGAGGAUUCUCUUGGUGAGAAGACAAUUUCUCCUAAGUCCACUGUCUAUCCAAUCUUCAAUGCAUCUUCAGUCAGUUCAAAAAGAUCUUUAGGUGAAGAACAGUCUUCUGUGGGAUCUGUCAACUUCUUGAAACAGACCAAUAUUCAGAAAAAUACUAAUAUCAGAGAUACAAGUAAAAAAACAAAAGACCAGCUCGUCAUUGACGCUGGUCAGAAACAUUUUGGGGCCACUGUGUGUAAGUCUUGUGGCAUGAUAUAUACUGCUUCCAACCCUGAAGAUGAAAUGCAACAUGUACAGCAUCACCAUAGAUUUCUGGAAGGAAUCAAAUAUGUGGGUUGGAAGAAAGAACGUGUAGUAGCAGAGUUUUGGGAUGGGAAAAUCGUGUUGGUUCUGCCACGUGAUCCAAGCUUUGCUAUCAAAAAGGUAGAAGAUGUCCAAGAACUUGUUGAUAAUGAAUUGGGCUUCCAGCAAGUUGUUCCUAAAUGUCCAAACAAAAUAAAAACUUUUCUUUUUAUAUCUGAUGAAAAGAGAGUAGUUGGGUGUUUAAUUGCAGAACCCAUCAAACAGGCCUUUCGUGUCCUGUCUGAACCAACUGGUAUGCAAUCCCCAAACUCUAAAGAAUGUCCUAGGGCUUGGCAAUGUUCAGAUGUACCAGAACCUGCAGUCUGUGGGAUAAGUAGAAUCUGGGUUUUCAGAUUGAAGAGAAGAAAGCGCAUUGCAAGACGACUGGUUGAUACUCUCAGGAAUUGCUUCAUGUUUGGCUGUUUUCUGAGCACUGAUGAAAUAGCAUUUUCUGACCCGACACCAGAUGGCAAGUUAUUUGCAACCAAGUACUGCAACACACCUAAUUUUCUUGUGUAUAAUUUUAAUAGUUAAAGCUGAUUUCAGUUAUAAAGCAGUUACUAUCUGGAUAAGUUCAGAGAGAACUUUAUUAUAAAAUACAAACUUUUAAUAUUAAAAAAAAUACCAAAACUCAGUUAUGCACACAGACACACAUACACACAUAUCACAGUUUUGUUCCUUAUGAGUUGAAAAGUCAGGAAUUAAAUUUGUUGAAAAUUAUCUGGGAUUCAAAGGAAGGAAAAAUCUUCGGGUGAUUUACUGAUUAGCACUCUGAAUUGUUAAUUACAAUUACACUCUGAAAUUUUGUAGGUAUAACUGGAAAAUUACUUGACUGUUAUGUAAGAGCAUUGACAAAGGAAAGUGAUUUUUGUCUAGAAAUGUGACCUGGUCUUCUAUAAAACACACUGUUAGACCAGGAUUAUCUAAUGCCCCAUCAGAAGCAAAGAGGCAAAUUUACACUUGGGCAAGUAAUUUCUAUGCUCAAUUUGUAAAAGGAAUUCCUGAAUGUUUUUUUUUAAUAGAGGCAGGGGUCUCAUUAUGUUUUCCAAGCUGGAACUUUUGGGCUCAAGCGAUCCUCCAAAAGUGCUGGGAUUACAGUCAUGGCCCACCGUGCCCAGCAUCAUUCCUGACUUUUCUAUAUGAAGUCUUUACUUGGUAGGCACUCAUCUGUACUAAGUCAGUUUGAGUAUCUUUGGAAAAUGUUUAGAAUUUAUUUUUUGUAACAAGAAAAGAUGGUAAGGAUUAAUAUUAUCCUAUUUGCAUUUCCGUAGAGCAGAAUUCUAUAGCUUAAUGUUUAAUCUUUUUGAAAAUAAAAUUAAAUGUUCAUCUGUCAGAUUUAAAAUUAUACUUAAUAAUUGCACUAUUUUAUUUUUUUGUUUGGAAAUAUUGGUAGUACUGCUUUAGGAACUUCUUACUGGCAAUUGAUGUCAUUAACAAAAUGCCUAGUUGGAGUAGAUGAUACAUUUGGCCUUAUUUUCUAAUUUUUUGCUUAUUUAAAAUGCACCUUACUUGUUCUAUAUGGCAAAAGUCUUUACAAAAUAUAUGGUUAUAGAACCAAGGUUAGUAAAUAUACAUACGCUGGUGGAUCAGAGACCAUGACUCUGUGUAAAUACAAUGAAAUGUUCGCACAUUUUACUUGUAUAAUCCUUGGAUACUUUAAAAAGCAAAACAUUGUUCAAAUUGUUCUGAUUCUAA
Molecule: messenger RNA, 3136 nt
Organism: Sapajus apella (tufted capuchin)
Lineage: Eukaryota; Metazoa; Chordata; Mammalia; Primates; Cebidae
Gene: ESCO2
Product: establishment of sister chromatid cohesion N-acetyltransferase 2
Exons: 11
Coding region: 239-1975 (578 amino acids)
Biological process (GO): mitotic sister chromatid cohesion
Cellular component (GO): nucleus; chromatin
Molecular function (GO): protein-lysine-acetyltransferase activity
Source: RefSeq, a predicted model, not a curated record